Molecule: messenger RNA, 510 nt
Organism: Penicillium angulare
Lineage: Eukaryota; Fungi; Ascomycota; Eurotiomycetes; Eurotiales; Aspergillaceae
Product: mitochondrial 54S ribosomal protein uL13m
Exons: 3
Coding region: 1-510 (169 amino acids)
Biological process (GO): translation; negative regulation of translation
Cellular component (GO): mitochondrial large ribosomal subunit; ribosome
Molecular function (GO): mRNA binding; structural constituent of ribosome
Source: RefSeq, a predicted model, not a curated record
AUGUCGCAAACAGUCGGCAGGACCCGUCUUGCCUACUCCCGCGCAUGGCACUAUGUCGAUGCCGGAUCUGAUUCACGUUCCCUCGGUCGUCUGGCUUCUUCAGUUGCACUCGUUCUGAUGGGAAAGCACAAACCGAUCUAUGAUCCCUCCACCGACUGCGGUGACUACGUUGUUGUUGCCGGCUGCCACGACCUUAAGACCACCGGCAAGAAGCGUUUCCAAAAGCAGUACUACCACCACAACACACGCCCAGGUAGCUUGAAGAGCAUGACAAUGGAUCAAAUGUUUGCCAAAUGGGGUGGUGGAGAGGUUCUGCGUCGCGCCGUCAAGGGAAUGCUGCCCAAGAACCGUCUCCAGGACUCGCGAUUGGCACGGUUGAAGACUUUCGAAGGUCUUGCCCACCCCUACAAGGAUAAUAUCGUCAAGUUUGGCGGCCAGUCAGUGAUUGGUGCUACCCGGGAAGUCGCAGAGGCUUUCAAGGAAGCUAAGGAGGCCCAGCCUUCCGCUUAA